Molecule: messenger RNA, 3333 nt
Organism: Boleophthalmus pectinirostris (great blue-spotted mudskipper)
Lineage: Eukaryota; Metazoa; Chordata; Actinopteri; Gobiiformes; Gobiidae
Exons: 7
Coding region: 2314-3138 (274 amino acids)
Source: RefSeq, a predicted model, not a curated record
GGCAACUUUAUGACACUGCCAUCAAGCACCACUGGUAAUCCUCCUGGAGGUCCCAAACUGUCACCACUCACAUUCAUCCCAGCUGCUUCCAGCCCACAGGCAGAGCUGGGGGGUUUGGCCCACUGCCCCUCUGCACAGGGAGACCCACAACAGGAGGUGCAGGACCUGAAGGAGCAGCUGCAGGCAAUGCAGUGUCAGCAGACUCAGAUUUAUGAGGCAGAAUUUCAAACGGAGCAUAACAGCCAUAAACACACGCAGCAGGAGAACAGCAGGCUGAGAAAGAAGAGGGAGGAGAUGCGCCAGCAGGUGGCACUACUGCAAGAGCAGCUCAAAGUCUAUGAAGAUGACUUCAGACGUGAGCGCUCAGACAAACAGAUGCUGCAGCGGCUGCUGAAGAAGACACAGUCCCCCCUCACAGACCCAGUGCUGAUCCACCGCUGUAAUAAUGAGAAACGACCAGUAGGGGGAGACAAGAGGACACACCAUGAAGAGCAGCCACUCAAGAAACCACAUCACCCUUUCUGCCCCAAACACCAGGCUAGAAAAAAGAACUGAUAUCUUAGGCAAAUAUUGUAGAGAUAUUUAAAUAUAUUGUCUGUUAAUAGUUAAAGUGUGUAUGACAGAUUUGUAUGAUUCUCUAAUUUUGACUAAAUUUUGGGAUAAUCUAGCCUCAUUCAUCAGACGGUUUUAGCGGAGUUUUUUUUACCUUUGCUCCAUUUCAGAAGCACUAGGUGGCGCCAGCCUGGCUAGGGAUAAUCUACUAUUGUAACUAUUGAAAGUAUUUGAUUGAUUGAUUCGUUUUUAUUUCGAGUUUGUGCCAAGAGAGAAACAAUAAUCAUAUGUACUACAUAUACAUUGCAAACAACAGAAAAGCACAUUUCUUGAAAAGGAGUGGGAAGAAGAAAAACUUAUAUGAACCCACCCCUAUUCAUGACAGUUUCAAAAAUUAUGUGGUUGCUUCUGUACAUUGAUCACGGAACUUAACAAAUAUUUACAUAUAGCAAAAUAAAUGACAUAUCAUGCAUACAAAAUAUAAUUAUAAAUUAUAUAUUAUAGUUUUACACAAAUCAAGAAGCAAUUUGUGAAGUUGAAACAAGUUGAAAAUUACAGGAAGUAAAGAGUUCAAACACACUGAUGUCAUCACACUACGGAGAAUUCUAUCCAAAAGUUCAGCGCAAUUUACACACAAUAAACAAUUUUUUUCUGAUUUUGGUAAAAUGAGCAGUCUAAUCUGUCAUAGGCACUUUUCUUUUAUAUCUUUUGUUGUCUGUAUGAAAUAAACAAGAAAUAAUAAAUAUAAUAGAGAAGCCAUGUAGCCAUUGAUAUUAAUGGCAAAGAUAUAGCAAAAGACAAAUCAAUGAUUAGUUGAUUGAUUUAAAUUAAUCUCUUAGUAAUUGGUGCUUUUCUUAAUAAUGUGUUAAAAUUCUACAAUAUACUAGACCCUGAUCAAAGUCCAUAUAAAGUUGGAAUUUCUAAGCUACAAUUUAAUUUAAUGUUUAAAAACAUGUUUUUCUUUUCAACAAUCUCACUGAACCCACAAGGAAAGUAACUCCAUGAUGAAUUAUGCUCUAAAGGCAAGUUUAUAUUAGCUAAAUUAAGGAAACAGUUUACUUCUCUGAAAGAAGAAGUAUGACCAAGUGUCAAAUUUGCGCACCACUUUUUUUUUGGACUGUGCUCACUGACUCAGACCCAACAGAGGCUGGGCUUUCCCUCUAAAUGAGUUGUAAAUAGUGUAGGUCAUGGUUACUGGGAGAGGAUGGAUAUUAGGUUUACAGGAAACUACAAAUGAAAGUGCAGGCUUGGAUGUUAAGAGUUUCAGAUUACUGUUUAACCCCCGCAUUCAUACCACACCCGAGGAGUACACUGCAAACUACGUAAUAAAACAACCUAGAUUACCUUUGGUUAUUCCAGAGAAGCAUAAUGUUUGGUAAAAAUAAAACAGCAAACUUUCCGGGACUUGUGUUUAAAUAGCCUUGGCCAUGAGGAGCACUGGGCACUUCAACCAACCAGACACAGGUAAGAACUGGAUGGAUGGAUGUUAGGUUAUUGCAUGUGAUAUUCUUUGUAUAAUAAAUACAAGUAGAUUUGUUUUUAGCAGAGACUCGUAAUGGUAUGUGAGAUACUUCGUAUUUCUCUAAAAUUGCUUGAAAAACACCCUUUGCUUGAAAUUUCCUAUUAACUGUAAAUAUUAUGUUUUCCUUCUAAACCUAGACAAAGCACCACUUUGAAAACACACUUGAUGACCAAAUUAUUUAUUUUAAACUCCUUGUUAAAUAUCCUCCACUUACAGGGUGAAGUUUGAGAGCAGAAAACAUGCCACAGACGAUGACCACAUCUUCGGACGAGCUCCAGGAGCUGUACAGUCAGCAGGGCUACCUUUCCGCUCUCUCUGUCCUGAGUGAGGCAGAGCUGAGGGAGGCCAGACAAGCCUUUUCUCAACUUGAGGAGCAAUUUGGUGUUGAAUACACAAGCUACAACCUCCACAAUGUCCACUUGAAGUACGACUGGGUGAUGGCACUGACCCAGCACCCUCGUGUGUUGGACGUUGUCAAAGCCAUCCUGGGACCUGAUGUGAUCCUGCUGGACUCCCGUUUUAUCUGCAAAUAUCCAACACUCAAAUCUGACAGAGCCGAAGAAGAGCUACCUUAUGUGGCAUGGCAUCAGGACAUGAGGUAUUGGGGCAUUGAUGGAGGCCCUGUUCUGUCUGUGUGGCUGGCUUUAGAUGAUUCCCUCAAAGAAAACGGUGCACUCCAGGUUAUACCAGGCACUCACUGCUCCGGUCUGCUCCCCCAUCGCUUGGCAGUGCGUCCUGGUAACAUGCUGACGGUAAACCAGGAGAUCCCAGAGGAACUGGUGCAAGUGGAGCGCACUGUGCUCUGCCCCUUGUUAGCAGGACAGAUGUCUGUUCAUGAUGGACUUCUCGUACACGCCAGUGACCCCAACAUGUCCCCAAAGAGACGCUGUGGCUUUGUGAUUCGUUAUGUGCCCAGCCGUGCUUACCCUGUUGAGGUGAGGAGACCUGCUCAUGUACACAUUUCAUUAAAAACAGUAUUCACAUGCUUUCCUCCAUCAGGAUCCAGACCGACCCAGGAAGUUCAAUGCAGCUGUGUUGGCUUGUGGGACAGAUCACUUCAAUAAUUUCUCUAAUACAAGCAGUUAACAAUUUCUGGAAUAUAUUUCAUGUGUGUGUGUUAUGUGGUUACUUUUAAGACAGUUUUGUCUUAAUUAAUACUUUUACUGUCUUAUAUAGUCUGUGUGUGUGUCUUGCACACAUUUGUAAAAAUUAAAUAAAACAUGAGAAAAAUCAUAAAUAAAAUAUUAUCUAAAAUCUUA